AUGGCAAACACUACUGCGAGCAAGUUAUUUGAAAAGAUUAUUGAAGGAAGCCAAAUUAUAAACAAGCAUGAUUAUAAUUUAUUUGGCGAUUUUCAAUCAAUUAGUAUAAGCCCGUUUCGGACUGUUCACACCGCAAAAUGGAAAGGUUCUACUUACGUUCUUAAAAGCUUAAAUAUUAACAACAAUGAAAUUAUUAGCAAUGGAGUUGUUGCAGAGAUCACCAAAUUUAUUAACAAUAAAACUAUUCCCAAAACUAUUACCAAUGAAACUAUUACCAAUGAAAAUAUUACCAAUGAAAUUAUUACCAAUGAAAUUAUUAACAAUGAAACUACAAAUGAAAAAUUAAUUAGAGCAUUUAUUAAUGAGCUUCAGAAUCUCGUUGCUCUUGACAAACAUGAAAAUCCAAACAUCAUCGAAUUUUAUGGGGUUACAAAAG
This is a messenger RNA of Dentiscutata erythropus, 436 nucleotides long. NCBI's taxonomy places the organism in Eukaryota, Fungi, Glomeromycota, Glomeromycetes, Diversisporales, Gigasporaceae. The record is from the annotation of a GenBank genome assembly.